GAACAGGGAGCGUUGGAUUCCGACCUGCGAGAGGUGCGCCUGGAUCUUUGUGCCCCCAAGCGUGGACGAGUCUUCCCUCGCUGGGCACAAAUAGACGUGGAAAUGGCCUACCUGGAGGCCCUCGAGUUUUCAUGGCCGGGAAUUCCUGGCGAGUUCGUGACAUACACAGUGCAAUGGAGGAGCAGCGCAGAUGGAGUCCCCGACGAGAGCCAGGCGGAACCAGUCCAGGGUGUCCAGGAGGAGUGUGAGGAUCUUGUGAUCGGCGCCGGCGUUGUCGGAAUCUGCACAGCCUACAGCCUGGCGAGCUCCAGCUGGAUCAAUGGCACCCUCAUCUGCCCAUCCCUGAUGCUGCCCUGGACUGGGCCUCAACUGAUCCCGAAGGUCUUCAAGUCCUUCUAUCAGCCUGGGCAUCCACUGAAAGUCCAUCCCAGAGCCCUCUUAUCUUCCGAUACUUAUUUCUUUGGGCUGCACUACCUGGCAUCCUGUCGGCCAGGUCAUGGCAAGAGGACCACGAGACGUCUGGCGAACCUGGCGCGCUACUCCCGGCACUGCUUGGAGGGUCUGCUCCGGAGCCACCAGGAGCUGAACGGUUACAUGGAUCGGAAGGCAAAAGGGACCCUUCAGGUCUUUGAGGACAAGGCAGCCUUGCAGGCAUGUCUGGAUGCGUCUGAGCAGAUCCAGCACGCCGGGGUUCCACUAAAUGUGGUCCGGGACGAGAACAUGGAGGGCGCUAGCGACAACCUCGCCGAAAGGCUGCGGCGGCAGGGCCUCGAGGCACUCUACCUCUACUCACCUCUUGAUACCAACGGGGAUUGCGCGAAAUUCACUCACUUCCUAGAGCGUCAAUGCCAAGAGCUCGGUGUUGGCUUCGAGUACGAUUCUGCCGUGCAAGGUUUUCAAGAGAAGAGUGGGCUGUGGGAGGUCGUGUUGCGAGAGCAGAAACCCAUUCGGACAAGGAAUGUAAUUCUUUGUGCCGGUGUUGGCAGCCCUGUAUUGGCGGCCAUGCUUGGCCUACGAUUGCCGAUGGCUCCUGUAAAGGGAUAUGCCAUCACGGUCCCACUGAAGCCUGGAGUCCAGCAGCUCUCUUCCAACGUCGUCCAGGAUUCAAGCAAGCUGUACCUUGCACCUUUGGGCCCUGAUUUGGUUCGAAUUACUGGAUUCGCUGAAUUUGCAGGGUUCGAUUGUUCCGUUGACCUUGAUCGGGCGACCAUCUUGGCGAUGCAAGCAGAGAAGCUUUUGCCAGACUGUUUGGAUUGGGACCGAGCUGAGUACCACACUGGCCUGCGUCCUCUCAGUGCCGAUGAUGUCCCCAUCAUCGGCGAAGCGAAGCCGAACUUCUUCUUGAACACAGGGCAUGGUUCUAAAGGCUGGACACAUGCAGCCGGAAGUGGACAGCUUGUGGCAGACCUCAUUGCUGGAGAUGCAGACGGAGGUCCAGGGCUGCAGCGCUUCAGGGAAGAUUCCAUCAGGGAGGAAAGAGAUGUGGUGCUGCGCUGCAAGGACGGUCCGAGGUGCACAUCGUCACGUGCGUUGGUGCACGGCCUGCCCCAGGCCACGUGCAUCCAGGUUCGAGUUCUUGCCAGCGUGACAGGGCCACAAAUCGACUUCGUGGAGCUGGAGAUACUGGGUCCCUGGACGGAGAUUCGGACGGCCUCGCCGCUGCCUGGAGAAGAUGUGAAGGCUCUUGGAGAUCGUGACCUUCUUGGAGGCUACCGAGGUGGAUGCCUGCGAUCCUCGUGCAGCGGCUUCUUGGCUGCGACUACGCUGCACUCAACACAUGCUGAGCAAUGUCGCCGCUGCGGCUGCUCGUAUGAGGAGCACAUAGAGCUCGAAGGAGAGCCUGUUCCAGUCAAGGAGGAAGUCUCGCCAGAUGCGGGCGUGGAGCAAGAAGCUUCCGAGGCGAAGAACCAGCCCGAUGCCUCUGACCCUGACGGCUUCGUGCAGCAGGAGGAGGGGCAGGACCAGGAGGAGGUUGAAUCUGUCCAGUCGGCAGAUGUUGAGAACGCCAGCGAUAUGGAAGCGGAAGAGGAACAGGAUGAUGACAGGAUGGGGGAGGAGCUUGCGCCAGAGAAGGAUCCCACGGAAGCAGAGGCAAGCACAGAGGCAGAUGGACGUUGCCAGGAGGAUGUGGAUGACAAUGCCUGUUGGGAAGACUUCCUGGAAGCCGAAGAUGGCGAAGAUGAGCCUCAGGAGGUCCAAGCCGACAUGGUCGAGGGCAUGGAGGACUUCACCGGUGCCCAGAUCAUAUCCUCGGAGGAACCGGCAUCCGUGCAGCCGGAGCAAGAAAGUGUUGUGGAGAAGGUGUUCUUCUCGCCGACAGCAAUCAACAUACUGUCUGCACCAUCCGUAUCGGCUUCUUCAAGAGGACUUUUGGACUCAGGCACCGUGGUAUCUGGAUGCUUGAAAUCUGGCUGGCUGAAGCUGGACGAGGAGAGCAAGGAGCAGCUGCUCUUGGGCGGUGAAGCCUGGAUCUCCGUAGAGAGCUUGGUCGAGAAGGAAGCCAGGACCACGGAGGACGAGACCGAUGGCAUGGAGCACUCAUCCCGGCAAGCGGAGAAAUUGCUUGGGCAAGGCAUCGAGUAUCGAGCGAUGCACGAGUUUCAGUGCUAUCCCAGUCCAUCAGAACUCGGGGAAAACAUGCAUGGAAUGGCAAUCAGCCAGGGAGAAGGAUUGGUUGGCUAUCCAAGUCAUCACCAUUGGAUUCGCCUCGUGGCCUCGGAGACCAAGACUGAGUUCAUCUCACACUGGGUGUUUCAAGAUCCUGGACGUCCGGUGCUUGAGGCGUCCUGGAGUCGACUGAAAGUCUCCCAGACGCCCUCGGGUGUCCUGCACCUCAGCUGGCCAGGUCUGGCAGUUUCUCCUUUGAGUACGGUCUACUACGCUCUGGAGUGGAUCAAGCGCGGCGCAGACAUAGCACUGGGCUGCGGUUUGACUCCUCGCCCUGAGUGUACACUCGUGACAUGUCCUGCGGACGUACAGUUUCGGAUAAGUGCCUUCGUGAAUGACCAAGAGAGGAGUUUGCACAUCACGAGCCCCUGGCAGUCUGACUUUGUGGUGGAGCAGCCGCCGCCGGAGCCGCCAGAGGUGCAGGUGUCUGAGACGGCCGAGGCCCAGGAGGCGCAGCUGGAAACUGAAGCUGAACUCCCUAUCAGUUCUCCGGAUGCGGAACCGGCAGAAGCGGUGGAAGACGAAGCCGCCUGCCCGAAGGAGUCUGAGAGCCUUGCUCCAGCUGAGAAGAUCAGCGGGAGCUCUGAUGCUGCGACGGAGCCUUCCAAAGGCAGUCACGAGAGCUCAGGCACGGGAGAUGAAGCAAAGACGAUGCAGCCUGGGCACAGCUCCUGGUUUCAGGUAGUGCAUCGUGGCGGCGUUUUCCUUCGUGACGGUCGAAGCAGUGAGUGUGCGUCGAAAGGUCGGCUGGCGUUUGGGCAACGCGUGUUCGGAGUUCUGAGCGGUGAGUGGCUCCAGGUUGAGAAAGACUCGCAAAACGAAGCGGUGGAGGGCCCCCUGUACGCGCUGGUGGACGGCAAGGACUGGGGCCUGGGAGCUCUUAUGGAAGAGGUGCCUCUGGAAGCAGCCGCAGAAGCGGAAGGUUCCGCGGAAGCGGCACCGGGCUCGGAGCCUCGACCCCAGCCGCCCCAGCCUGAGCCCGGCGAAGCGACCAAAAAAGCAGGGCCUGCUCAGAAGGCUCGCCAAGCAGCCAUACGCCGUGCUGCUGCGGUUGCAGAGGAGGUUCUGGCCAGACCUCUUGAAUAUACCGUGGUAGUUGAAACGCCAGCAUAUUGCGAGCCGGCACCACAGGCAUUGCCUGCACCAGGAGGAUUAUUUCGUGCGGGACAGACGGUCACGGGGUUUCCUGGCAAUGCCAGCUGGAUUCGGGUAGCGUCAGCAGACGCUGGAGGCGAGUGUUGGGCUCCGAUCAAAAGUGCUGGUUCUGCAAAGGAGGUUUUCCUGAGUCCGGCCUGGGCACAGCUGCAAGCUGAGGAAGUCUUCAGUGAAGCCUUGGUGGUGAGCUGGCCAGGUCUUGCAGCCCCCAAGCCCCCAUAUGUUGCAGCCUACAGCAUCGAAUGGAGGCUUACUCCGGGCGAGGAGCUACCUAUCGGCGCAGGAGACGGGCAAGACUUCAAGAAGAGUGGGUACGCGCUGAGUCUCCAGCCACGUGCUACCCUGCAUGGGUUGCCUCCGGGCGCUGCAGUCCAGCUGCGAGCUGGAGUUCGCGUGGCUGCGCAAAGCGCAGGGCAAGCGGAUUUUCGGCUGAUGGGUCCUUGGCAAGAUUUUACAACGGGCAGCCCUCUAACUGAAGAGGAGGAGGCAGAGCCAGCGAGAAGCAUCGAUCCCUUUGGUGCUGCUCGUGGAGGGUGCGAAGGCAGCCAAUGCCGUGGCUACGUAGCAGAUUUGGAUGCGAUGGCAUCGGUCGGUGCCAAUGCUAACUUCCUGGUACACAAAGCGAUUUGUGUGCGCUGCGGCAAGUCCUUCGAAGCGCACGAACGUAUCGAGGCGUCUGUCUCGGCGUCACGCCGAGGCAGAGCUGCAAAAGUGGUGCAGGUCGCGAAGCUGUCUGAGCCCAACUCUGGCGGGCCUCCCGAGGAUGAUGAGAACUUAAGAACGUUUCAGGUGGUGCACGCAAUGGUCUUUGUCCGUGACCGUGCCAGCGUGAAGGGCAGGACGCUGGGUGUUCUCAAAUCAGGAGAACGUGUCCGAGGAUGGCAACGUUCAGGCUGGCUGCAGUUGAGCCGGACCAGCUCGCUAGACGUCUCCAAAGAGAUUCGGGAUUCAUGGAUUCUGAUUCACGGCGCCGAAGUUGGGCUUGGCCAGCUGAUGCAGGAAGUCAACGAGACGGCCGUGGAAGCCGCGCUGCACAAGGCAUGCACUGCACAGGAGAGCUCUUCCAACCUUGAGGCUGGUCGUGCCCAGGGCACAAAGCAGGAUGUCCCUGUGACCAAAGCCAACGCAGGCUCAAGUGCACGGUCAUCUGCGAAAGCUGGCCAGAUGGCUGAGAUGGAGCAGGCUGCUAGAGACACCAGGUCUGUCCUGGGAGUGCCGAUCCAGUUCAGCGUGGUUGGUAGCGCUGACCUUCCGAUUCGGGCGAAGCCCUCCUCCGAAGAAGCACAGGUUGGCGCCUUGAAGCCUGGUGCUGCUGUGCUGGGGUAUCCCGUUGGCGAGUGGAUGAAGAUCGAGGCAUCCACAACAAGCCAGUGGAAUCUCUUGUUUCCAUUUAUUUUGCAACCGCACGUCCGCAAAAGUGCAGCCUUCAGCUUAGCGAUGGAAGAUGGAGAACUCGACAUCGAAGGCCCGGGCCCGGGUCGGAAAAGCGAGGAGUCGCUCUCCUUGGACACCUCAGACCGCUUCCAGGAGCUCCUACAAGAGCUCCUUUCUGAACACCGCCUGCGUGUCAGCGAGCUGCGAGAGGCGAACCAACAGUUGCACCAAGAGAUAUGCGAGCUUCACAUGAGACCUUGUAGCGAGGAUGCAGGCGAACCAAGUGUACCAAAGGAGCUUUGGUCCCAUGAGAUUACGACGCCGCCACCGUCCACAGGAGCUGGCUCUCCGGAUGCGCACAGCAGAUUGAGGAACCAGCGAAAGGUGCCAACAAAUAUGACGUUCCCCCAUGACUUGGAAGCAUCAGAUGCCCUGUCGGCAGCAUCGCGGUUCAGGACAAGCAGAGAUCCUCAAGGUUUCCGGCGAGCCAAGACAGACAUUGAUGCGCUUAUGCAGGCUACGGAUAGCAACCAUGACGGCUUUAACCUCAAGGCAGUGUGGACGGACUAUUUGGACACCGAAAAUGACGUCGGCAGUGGCUUCCAGCACUACUUUGCAGCCAUGAAGGGAGCCAGGAUGGACAGGGACAGUGGCGAAAGGGCGCCAACAAGCCCCCUCAGACUGAUGAGAGGAUCACGUCGUGAGCUGAUGAAUUUGGCAAAUGUGGCCAGCGAGGAGAGAUGGAAACGCGCCCUGGCCAUUGCAGCGAAGCAAUGCAAGCCAGGCAUCAUCUCUCCCAGUGGCACCUACCGGAUGUUCUGGGACCUGCUAGGACUGUUGCUCAUCCUGUACGACACAGUCACCAUCCCUCUGCAAGUUUUCGAGAUAAGCAGAGAUCAAUGGUCCGUAACUAUGGACUGGGUAACACUCUUCUUCUGGACCCUCGACAUGUUCCAAUCCUUCUUCACGGGAUACUUCCAGGAAGGCGUAAAGGUCAUGGAUCCAAGGCGAAUAGUCAAGAACUAUCUGAGAAGCUGGUUCUGGCUCGACCUGCUAGUCGUCGGGCCGGAAUGGUUCACAUCAAUGUCGCCUGAUGCAUUCGGCUUGGAUGGCGUUGGCAUCGGCCGAAUCUUACGUCUAGGUCGAGCCAUGCGAGUGCUCCGAUUGCUCCGGCUUUUCAAGCUGCGACGUAUCGUCGAUGCCCUGCUGGAGCUGGUGGAGAGCGAGUAUGCCUUCACCAUCAUCAACCUUCUGAAGCUUUUGUUUGCCGUGUUGGUCCUCAAUCAUGUCAUCGCAUGCGUAUGGUAUCUGGUUGGGAAGACAGGUGCAAGCAUGGGACAGUACAGCUGGUUCGAAAUGAGCGGGCACUAUCCGAACGACAGCAUCUACAUGUACUUCACUUCACUGCAUUGGAGCUUGACGCAGUUCACCCCAGCUUCGAUGAAUGUUUCUGCAGCCAAUACAAUGGAGCGGAUCAUGUCCAUUUGUGUCCUUUUCUUUGCGAUGGUGGCCUUCUCGUCCAUCGUCGGGCAUAUCACCGCUUCCAUGUCGCAUCUGCAAAACCUUCGCGGUGCUCAGAUGAAGCAGUUCUGGAUGCUCCGACGCUACCUGAAGCAGCGCUGCAUUCGCCGAGACUUGCAGCUCCGAAUUACCAAGUUUUUGGAGUACAAGACUCAGAAAGAGCACGAUCUGGUGCAUAGCAGUAGCGUGGUGAUCUUGGAUCAGCUCUCUGAGCCCCUUCGGAAAGAGUUGUCGUAUGAAAUCAUGAUACAAUGGCUGAUGUCACAUCCCUUCUUUGAAGUGUUAAGUUCAAAGAUGCCGGUAAUCAUGCACAGGCUGUGCCAUCUUGCUCUGACGGAGAUCGCCCUUGCGUCUUCAGAUGUGGUCUUCACCGCAGGUCACGAAGGCAAGCAGAUGCUCUUCGUGAAGCACGGUGAGCUUGAGUACAUGCGGCUGGGUCGCGAAGCCCUCGACCCACCAUUGCUGCAGAAGGACUGGUUUGUGGAAGCUGCCUUGUGGGUGUCAUGGCGGCACAUGGGAGACUGCAGAGUGCUGUCACCAGGCGAGCUCAUCGCCAUCAGCAACGACGUCUUCGCCAAAGAGAUGCGCUUGCAUCACCUGCCCUGGAGUUUCUGCAAGAUGUACGCCAUCCGAUUCUGCGAAAAGCUGAAUGCAAUCGAGCCCAAGGAUUUGAGCGAUGUGCUUCGCGAAGAGACGAUGCUCACGAACGUUACUGUCCAUGAGGCAACGGAAGACAUCUUCAAUGAUGCUGACACGGGGGAGAUGCAGCAGCUUGCGGCGUCCAAGGUGUCCUUGCAGACCACCUGA
Molecule: messenger RNA, 7524 nt
Organism: Symbiodinium necroappetens
Lineage: Eukaryota; Dinophyceae; Suessiales; Symbiodiniaceae
Source: the annotation of a GenBank genome assembly